AGAGCCGGCUAUAGGAAACGGGUCCCUAUUGGCCCCAAGACGCAGCUAGGACUCGCAUGUUUUCUCUUCGGUGUACAGCAUCCUCUGUCGAACUACGGAUACGCCUUGACAGGUGCUCACUUAGUGGCAGACUUAUUCUUCUUCCACCAUUAAGAAUCUGAAAACAAUUAGUUUCCCGUGGAGUAAGUACAGUGGUUUGUGGAAUUCUUAUUUUAAGUGGACGGCAACUAAAAACGUGCCAUGAUCCAAACACAAACGUAAACCAUCUUAAACUAAACGUAUAUGAAUAGAAAAUCAGAAUUCUAUGCAAUGUAGGUAAGUUGCGUUUUUCUAGGCUUAUUAUGUUUUCAUUUUUUUUUAUGCACUUUUUUGACAUUGUGUACCUCGACGACCUGUCGCUUGUGGUCCAUCACCGAUUUAAAGUGCACUGUGCCGAGCCUAGCUCUCCCAGUCGGGUGCCUGUGCUAACGAGCUCCGGCUCAUUCCCAUUUUGGGGAUUUACCCCGGGGCGCUCUGACCACUGAACGGACCACUGAGGCUCCAGCAUCCGAGGAUUAUCAUCUACUGGCUGCCUUCAUUUAUGAUAUCUCGGCUGAGUGGGCUAUCAACAACCGUGGACUUCGAGAAUAUUAACGGUUUAAAGAGCUCUAUAAAACAUUCGCUUGUUUUCCUCCUGACCAACAACUAUGCGCGGAGAUUGUUGAUUAGACCUAAACCCGCAAACACUUCAGAAAUCAAAUAUUCCCUGCACAACAGUAGGCUUGAGGUAAGGCUGUUUUUCACAUACAAAACAUAUCUGUACAGUAGAUGUUUUAAUGGACUAUAUAAAGCAUAGUCUUCAAAUACAUCUUUCAACGGUCUAAAAUAAAAGUGUGAAUGUGAUUUGUGUUCGGUUUUUAUUAUUGUAUUUAUUUAUCCUUGUCCUAUUGUUUGUGUAUUGUAGAAUAACUGACCGGUGACAUGACUGUCACCUACACUGCCCAAGUGGCUAACGCGCGCUUCUGUGGCUUCUCCAAACUGCUGCUGGCUUGGAGGGGAAGCAUCUACAAGGUCUUGUGGAAAGAAUUCCUGGCUUUCUUUGCCAUGUACACGGCAAUCAGUGUCACUUACAGAUUCCUCCUCUUUGAAGACCAGAAGAGGUAUUUUGAGAAACUUGCAAUUUACUGCAACCAUUACGCCAGUCUCAUUCCCAUGUCUUUUGUGCUAGGUUUUUACGUGACACUGGUGGUGAACCGCUGGUGGAGUCAGUACACCCGCAUCCCAUUACCUGACCGCCUGAUGUGCGUACUCUCGGGUGGCCUGCAGGGCGUGGACGAGCGCGGGCGGCUUCUGCGACGCACCAUGAUGCGAUACGCCAGUCUCUCCGCUAUAUUAAUUCUGCGCUCUGUCAGCACUGCAGUGUUCAAGCGCUUUCCGACGAUGGACCACGUCGUGGAAGCAGGGUUUAUGACCAGGGAGGAGCGGAAGAAGUUUGAGAGUCUCCAGUCCCCUUAUAACAAGUACUGGAUGCCCUGUGUGUGGUUCACUAACCUGGCUGCUUUGGCUCGUUGUGAGGGCAGAAUUAAGGACGACAGCACCCUCAAACUAGUGCUGGAGGAGCUGAAUCUUUUUAGAGGGAACUGCAGUAUGCUUUUCCAUUACGACAUGAUCAGUGUGCCACUGGUCUAUACUCAGGUGGUGACGUUGGCUGUAUACAGUUUCUUCUUCGUGUGUCUAAUAGGGCGUCAGUUCCUGGACCCCUCACAGGGUUACCAAGGUCACGACCUUGACCUGUACAUCCCCAUCUUCACUCUGCUACAGUUCUUCUUCUAUGCUGGCUGGCUCAAGGUUGCAGAGCAGUUGAUUAAUCCCUUUGGGGAGGACGAUGAUGACUUUGAGUCCAACUGGUUAAUCGACCGGAACUUCCAGGUCUCAAUGAUGGCAGUGGAUGAAAUGUAUGGGGACUUGCCCAUAAUGGAAAAAGACCGUUACUGGAACGACUCCAACCCCCGUCCUCCCUACACCACCGCCACCCUGUUCAAGCUGCGCAAACCCUCCUUCCAGGGCUCGACCUUUGACAUGGCGAUCCCCAAAGAGGAGAUGCACUUUGCGCCCCUGGCUGGCAUCUCUGAGAACGUGGAGUCUGAGGGUGGGGGGCGCCACCCGAACCUGGCCCUGUUCAACCGCCUGCUGUCCACCGCGCCGUCCCCUACCGCUUUCAUGGGAGGCGCGCUGCGUCGCACCUCCGCCCAGCUUCAGAGGUUCCGUCGCCCGUCUGGGAUGUACCCCCACUCUUUCAGUGAUGAAGAGGGUGAGGAUGAAGAAGGAGGGAAGACUUUGGGGCUUCCUGGGGGUUCUCUGCCUUCUGUUCUGGGGCUGGAUACACAGAGUACCAUAUGUAGUUGUGGAGGUGGGGUUAAUGCCAGGACACCACUCAUCGAAGUACAGUUUGGGUUUGGGUCGGAGAGUCGUGUGGAUGCCCUCCAAAGCCAAGGAGAAUUGACGGAGAAAGAAGAGGAUGACGAAGAUGAUGAUGAUGGCGUGAGGUCAGAGAAAGGGAAGAUGGAUGAAUUGAACAAUGAUACUGAGAGAGAUAUCCAAAGACCUGUGUUCCUGCUCCCCCCACCGCUCCAGCCUUCCAGAGACCCCAGUCAAACCCCCAGCAGCCAACCCCAGAAUAAGACACCACGAUCGGCCUCAACCACACCCUCCGGCCCCCUGGGCCCAAGCAUCGUCCAUGCCCGUCCCGCAGCCCUGUCCAGCCAAGACCUCUUCAUCUCCGAACCAAUCGCGGACCAGGCGGUGCCAGUCGCCGCCAUUCCCAGACCUCCCAUUGGCGGCGCCAAGAUGUCCCUCCUCGCCGUUCCUUCCUACCACGACCCGCGACGGCAUCGGAGCGUCAGUGUGGGAUCCGAGUCCCAGUCGACUCUGACGCUGGAAAUCGCGCCGUGUUCUGGCCAGAGUUAGUGUACCGUCAGGGAAUAGGAGACCAUGUCAGAUGAAGACCACGAUUGAGGAGAGACGCUGGACACUCCUGUCCAAUAGGGGCCUGACUGUAGUAACAUAAGCUCUGUGAUAGGUUCCUGUAAUUGGCUAAUGAAGCCAAUGGCUCCGCUAGGUAUCAAGUGGAGAGACUUAAUGUAGAGUGGGUUGGUCAUAGGACAUCCACUGAUCUGUAAAUCAUCUGCAUGAGCUUAAUGUUAGUAAGAUGCACCUGCUACCACCUACAAAUAGUUCACACAGAUUGUGUGAAGUUGGUCUGUAAUCCAUACUGGGCUUCAGUUAUGUGGGCACCUAUGACAAAGAUGAGCAGAUGUCAGUGUCGUUGUUGAUUACAAUGCACCUCGAUAUCAAUGGUAUUCAAAUCAUCUUACACUGUAAAUGUAUAGAUUUGAUUGAUUUUUUCCACUUUGUUCGUUGUUAGAAACUAUAAUGUAAUGGAAAUAAAAGUCUUACAACAGA
Molecule: messenger RNA, 3441 nt
Organism: Esox lucius (northern pike)
Lineage: Eukaryota; Metazoa; Chordata; Actinopteri; Esociformes; Esocidae
Product: bestrophin-2
Exons: 9
Coding region: 961-2946 (661 amino acids)
Molecular function (GO): chloride channel activity
Source: RefSeq, a predicted model, not a curated record